AUGACUGAGACCGGCGGAUACGACGUGAUCAUUGUCGGUGCUGGUUUUGCUGGGGUACACCAACUGUGGAAUAUUCGCAAGUUGGGGUUGACCGUCAAGAUUAUUGAAGCUGGCGAGGAUCUCGCAGGGACUUGGUUAUGGAACAAGUACCCAGGUGCUCGCGUCGACUCGCCAAUGGCUAUCUAUCAAUACUCCGACCCAGAUCUCUGGCGAGAUUGGUCCUUCACAGAACUCUACCCGGAUUGGAGAGAGAUCCAAGCAUAUUUCCGAUAUGUGGAUAACAAAUUUGACGUUAAGCGGGAUGUGCUGUUCAAUUCUCGAGUUGUGUCUGCCCAUUGGAACGAUUCGGUCGAUCGAUGGACUGUGACGACAGAAGACGGUCAACUCUUUCAAAGUCAGUUCAUAAGCUUGUGUACUGGCAUAGCGUCGAAGUAUCACCUGCCCGAGCUCAGAGGGAUAGAAUCCUUCAAAGGCGAGGUGCACCAUAGCUCGAGGUGGCCGGAGAAAUAUAAUUUCGAAGGGAAAAGGGUUGGUGUGAUAGGUACUGGGGCUACAGGCGUCCAGAUUAUCCAAGAAAUUGCUCCUAUCGUAGACUACCUCACCGUAUUCCAACGCACGCCGAAUUUGGCGCUUCCCAUGAGACAACGAAAGGUCAGCGUGGAAGAACAAGCAAGGUUGAAGAAGGAACUCUAUCCCAUCUUCUACGGCCGUCGAUACCAAACGUUCUCUGGAUUCCUUUAUGACGUCGACCCAAAACCGAUAGCAGACACGACACCGGAAGAGCUAGCACUAGGAUUCGAGGAAAAGUGGGCAAAGGGAGGAUUGACGUUUUGGUUAGGAGCCUACGCAGAGCUCUUCUCCAAUAAAGAGUUCAACGACGAGGCGUAUGCCUUUUGGAGGAAGAAGGUUAGGGAGCGGAUUCCGGAUCCUGAACUUCAGGAAAAGCUCGCGCCGAUGAAACCUCCGCAUCCGUUCGGGGUCAAACGACCGAGUUUGGAACAGAGAUAUUUCGAGGUUUAUUCGCAGCGUAAUGUCACGCUUGUUGAUAUCAGCAAGACUGCAAUUGAGGAGAUUACUCCGAACGGUCUCAAGACCAACGACGGCGUUGAGCAUAACUUAGACGUUUUGGUAUUUGCGACAGGUUUUGAUAUGGUCACAGGCGGUAUCACUUCUAUCGAUAUUCGUGGACAAGAUGGUGUACCCAUCAAGGAGAAAUGGGCGGACGGUGUUCAAAGUUAUCUAGGAGUGGCUAGUGCUACUUAUCCAAACAUGUUCUGGAUAUACGGACCACAGUCACCUUCUUCUUUCAGCAACGGUCCCAGUAGUAUUGAGCUAACGAGUGAAUGGAUCAUUGACUGCAUUAGAUUUAUGAAGGCAAACAACAUCUCAAGCAUAGUCCCUACAAAUGAAGCACAGCAUGCGUACAGUGAACACCUUAACCAGCUUGGAUCGGCUGGGUUAUGGUCUGAAGCGAAGACUUCUUGGUAUCUCGGAAGUAAUAUUUCAGGCAAGAAGACACAGAUGUUGCAGUUUCCUGGUGGUAUACCGGCGUAUGCGAAGUUGUGUAAUGAUUCAGCGGCUAAAGGUUAUCAUGGCUUUGAUUUGAAACGCUCUCCUGCUUAA
Molecule: messenger RNA, 1623 nt
Organism: Lentinula edodes (shiitake mushroom)
Lineage: Eukaryota; Fungi; Basidiomycota; Agaricomycetes; Agaricales; Omphalotaceae
Product: cyclopentanone 1,2-monooxygenase
Exons: 3
Coding region: 1-1623 (540 amino acids)
Molecular function (GO): N,N-dimethylaniline monooxygenase activity; flavin adenine dinucleotide binding; NADP binding
Source: RefSeq, a predicted model, not a curated record